Mesorhabditis belari is the source of this 825-nucleotide messenger RNA. The record is from the annotation of a GenBank genome assembly. NCBI's taxonomy places the organism in Eukaryota, Metazoa, Nematoda, Chromadorea, Rhabditida, Rhabditidae.
AUGGCAGAACAAAGUGUUGUCGUCGAUGAGCCUAUUCUCGACGAUGAUUUUGAAGGUGUUCUAGCAGAAAUCACGGAGAUGGAGCAAAACCACGAAAGGAACAAACUUAUUGGAAUGAGAGAAGUCUUCCCGCAACUUUCGGAGGCGACGAUUCGUGAACACUUGCAUUUGGAUGAAGAGCCACUUUUCCUUCGUUUAGACGAACUUGCUAAAUCGAUGACGCCAAAAGUCGAGCCAGCAAACGUCAAUAGCAAGGUCGCCCCAAAGCCAUCAUAUACAGCUGCUGAACAAGUCAUCAACCCAGAAGAGAUCCAAAGAGAAAUGCUGAAAGAAAAGCUAUGGUCAAAAUUGCGUGCUUUGGGAGAAAAACAGAAGUCCGAAGAGGAAGUGCAACGUACGACAAUAGAAGAGACGAAAAUCAGCAUGUUUCUACGUGAUGCUUUUUCCACGAGCCGACAAUGUGCAAUCAAUGAGAAAUUCAUUCCCGAAAAGCUUCCAAGGGAAUCCGAAUCUAAUGCGAUGCGAAUGAAAGAGGCAAAUGAAAAGCACAAUGUUCAGCUUCCACAGAUGGCAAACCAGAAAUGGACCAAGCACGAAACAAUGAUAAACGCUGAUUUUUUUACCGCAGUUUUUGCUCUUACGCAGUUUGAAUGCCCGAUUUGCUGUGUUACAAACGUUGAUAGCGAUGGUGUUUUUUGCAGAAAUUUUGACUCGAAUGACAGGGAAGAUACUUCACAUCCUUUCUGCAAGGGUUGCGUGAAACAACAUGCGAUGACUUCGAUCAAAUUGAACCAUUGCUUAACUCGGACGAAACAUGGCACAUUG